AUGUCUCCGAACGCUGCCCCGCGCCCGAGCGGACCUCAUGCUCGCAGCUCACAUGCCUACGAGAGUCAUGGUGAAGGCGCGAGUAGCAAUAUACAAGGACAACGUGAUAUUCUCAUGGGAAAUGGCUCUCGACAGCAUUCAGAGGCAGUUGUGGCGUCACACUUCCUGGCGCAAGACCCCGAAACGUGGAUGGACUUUUUGAGAGACGGUACCGAAACCGACGUUAACCAGCAACCACAUUCCAGCGAGCUCGACCCCGCUGCAGCCCACGAAGCUCGCGCAAACCCCUCUUCCAUGCGAUACACGCUCCCCAGCCGCCCCUCGCCGCGUACAGACUCGCUGUCCUCUCGCAGCUCUGACCGCAAGCGACGCCUGACAACAGCUGACUCGCCUAUGAGGCGGCCAUCGAGUAUACGGAUGCACUCUGAGACCACUGGUAACUCUAGUAUGGACCCCAUCGUCCUGGAUUCCCCGCCUGCCUCUUUGCGAGCGCUUCCACCCACACCACCCGUCCCACCACAAGCCAACACUACGCCGGUCAGAAGGCAGAGCGAUAUCGUCCUGCCACCAUGGCAGCCGGAUAGCGAUGUCACACAGUGUCCGGUGUGCAAGAGACCUUUUACAUUUCUUCUUAGGAGGCAUCAUUGCAGUUGGGCAUCCACGCCAGAAUGGGCAAGAAGCUUGCAAAUCGCAGGAGGAAACCUAAUUUUGACAAAGCACAUGCUGACGGUUGCCGACAGGAAGUGUGGAAGAGUCGUGUGCGCCACGUGUUCGCCACAUCGUAUCACUAUACCCCGACAGUUCAUCGUCCAUCCCCCUUCCGAAAUGGCGGCAAACUUCAUUGAUCUGACCGGGGAUGAUGAGAAUGCCAUGUCGGCUUUCGGCCCGUUCCGCAACCCAGCGCUAGGCGGAGGCGAGGAAGUCCGCGUUUGCAAUCCAUGUGUACCUGAUCCCAAUUUUAGCCCACCGCCGCAGUAUCAACCCUCUGGCCGCGACCCGAGGUAUCCAUUGCAAUUUGCCCCGUCUCCCAGGUCGCCCCACGCCCCACCAACGCACCCACGCGCUCAUCGAUCUGCAUCAAGUGCGCAUGAUGCGUCACGGUUUGUGAAUCCAGGACAUGCUUAUGUUAAUCGCGAGGCUCCGAUCGACAACAGCCAGAAUAGGCGAGUGAGUUACCACGGCAGCUCAAACAUCGGAGAGCGAAGACUACCUCCUCUCCCACCCUCUGCUACUCAACAGCAACAUCCGCACCAUCGCGCGCCACUCAUUUCGCAGACGUUGUCAAGUAACCGCCCUCGUCACCGGUCAACCUUUGGGGCCGCAUCAUUUGCAGGAUCGCCGUUUGGACAAGCCACUUCCACUGCAAUCCCCCAACCGCUACAUCCUUAUCACGCACAGCUACCUCAGCCUCGACGUCAGAUCGCUGAGGAAGACGAAUGUCCUAUUUGCGGGGACGAGCUCCCCCCCAAGGGAUCUGAUGGUGAUGAGACGGACCGUACCCGACACAUUGAAGAGUGUAUCGCCUUACAUUCAGCUUCUCCUGGUCCCAAGGCAAUACCUGCACCACAGACAUCUGCAAGUCUGCCUACUCAGCGUACCCGUGGUAUGAGCAGUGCGGGAAAUGGCGAAGGAUCUAGCAAUAGAAUGAGCCAUGCUGCGCGCGGCAUGUUCCCCUAUAUUGCAACUGAGAAGGACUGUGUGGAUGAUGAGGGGGCGCAAGCAGAAUGCACGAUUUGUCUGGAAGACUUUGAGGCGGGAGAUCGCAUGGCGAGGGUGGAGAAUGGUUACUAA
This is a messenger RNA of Bipolaris victoriae FI3, 1791 nucleotides long. RefSeq lists its product as hypothetical. The transcript has 3 exons. Lineage: Eukaryota; Fungi; Ascomycota; Dothideomycetes; Pleosporales; Pleosporaceae. The coding region runs from base 1 to 1791 and encodes 596 amino acids. The record is from RefSeq and is a predicted model, not a curated record. Gene Ontology annotation, molecular function: metal ion binding.